AUGAGUUCAGCAUCAAGGCAAAAGAAGAAAAAGAAAAAUAAAUUUGGUGCUACAUCUCCACCAUUUAUUGAUUACUUGAAGGAAAUUUUGAGAAGGUACCCAGAUGGGGGACAAAUAUUGAAGGAGCUGAUACAGAAUGCAGAUGAUGCAGGAGCUUCAACUGUGGUGUUUAUUCAUGAUGAGAGACAUUAUGGGACUCACAGCCUGUGGACUGAAGAGCUUGGAAAGUAUCAAGGACCUGCUCUCUAUGCCUUCAAUGAUGCAGCCUUUACAGAGGAAGACUGGGAGGGUAUUCAGAGAGUUGGCAGAAGCAUCAAGCAGGAUGACCCAACGAAAGUUGGGAGAUUUGGGAUCGGUUUCAACUCAGUUUAUCAUAUUACAGACUUGCCAUGUGUCUUCAGUUCUGAACACCUAGCCAUUUUUGAUCCACAAAAGAUGAUGUUUGGAGAGGAUGAAGAAGGCUAUCGAUGGUCUUUGAAUGACGAAGAGGACAGAGAGAGCCUUUUGAACUUGAGAGAUCAGUUUCAGCCCUUUCAAAAUACUGUCAGUCAAGUAAAAAGUUGUACCUGGGAGAAGGUCAUCAGCGAGGAGCAAUACUUCAAAGGAACGCUCUUCCGCUUUCCUCUGCGUAAUGAGGCUUCUGAGAUCUCCAAUAACCUAUAUAACACCACAAAAGUUACCCAGCUCUUUGACAGUUUCAUUGCUGAUGCAGACAUCAGUCUUCUUUUUCUGAGAAAUGUGUCAUCUAUUACUUUACUGCAUAUUGACACCAAUGGCCUCUGCAACAAUAGGCUGAAAGUUUCAGAGUCAAAUCACUUUAUUACUGACCUUUCUCAUAUCAAGCAGGAAUCGUUUGACAGAAAAACAUGUUUAAAAAAAAAAUCACAGAUUUCCCAGCAAAUGGAAGAAACAAAGUCCCAGUGGCUUGUGACAACUUGCCUUCUUAAACAGGGAUAUAUACUAGAGAUUGACUCUCUAGCUAGUAAGCUGAGCUUCUACCCUCAAGCUGACGCAGCAUUUCGAUUAGAUGAAGACAGAUCACUUUGCAAUGGGUGGCUAUGUUGCUUUCUGCCACUUCCAAAUAAUGAACAAAACAAAACCGGACUUCCCAUUCACAUCAAUGCUUGCUUUGGCCUGACAGACAAUCGGAGGUUCAUCAAGUGGCAAGAGGAGGAUCAGAAGAAUGAUGAGUCUGCGAUGUGGAAUGAGCUGCUCACAAGAGAGAUUCUUCCCCAUGUAUAUCUCAAGAUGAUUCUAGAUGCUAUUCAGUUAUCAGGAAACUCAGCCCUGCCUUCUUCCACUGUGUACAACCUUUGGCCUGACCUAUCGAAGACU
This is a messenger RNA of Sinocyclocheilus rhinocerous, 1335 nucleotides long. RefSeq names its product sacsin-like. The annotation marks the transcript as partial. The transcript has 5 exons. NCBI's taxonomy places the organism in Eukaryota, Metazoa, Chordata, Actinopteri, Cypriniformes, Cyprinidae. The record is from RefSeq and is a predicted model, not a curated record.